ACUUAUCAAUUUCAGAAUUGUACGUAUAGGCAAACUUCAUCUUUUUAUAUUGAACAAUAGAACCAUACAUAUUCUCAAGUUCGACCUGACCUCUCAACUUCAACUAUACUUCAUUCACUCUCUAGAUAAAUAAACAAUGAAAUACAAGAAUGGGAUUAAGUGAACUACUAAGUAUAAAAUGUUUGUCUUAUUACGAUUAUAAUUCGAGUAUUCGAUAACAACUUACAAUAGUAAUCUAACGAGAAUAUAAAAAUUGUAAUAUUGGCAAUUGUUUCUAUUGAUAAAAGAUUUGCACUCCCAUGUUUACCAGUAAGGAGAAGUUAAUAAAACGCACCGGAAAAAAUCCUGUCGGUCGUUACGAUUUUUUGAAGCUUUUAGCUACAGAAUUCAAGACUACUAAGUCUAGAGAAGCAAAGGAACAGGUACUGGCGAACCUCGCUAAUUUUGCGUAUGAUCCCAUAAAUUAUGAUUACAUAAGACAGCUUAAAAUAAUUGACUUGUUUCUUUACACUCUGUCAGAUAAUAAUAUAAAGCUAGUACGCUUCGCAGCUGGAGGUAUUUGUAAUGCAUGCGUCGAUCCGAUUAAUAAAUUAUACAUAUUGCGAAAUCAAGGGAUUCCGUUGUUAACAAGCUUACUUUUGUCACACGAUGAAGAUAUCAUACUUUCAGCAAUUACUAGCUUAAUAUAUCUAAUUACACCUGAAUCUAAGGAUGAAGUAACAACGGAUUUAAUUAAGAAAAUAUCUGAUUUGUCAAAUCAUGAAAAUUCGAAUAUUUUGAAAACUGUCAACGCUGCUAAUGAGAUAUCAGUUUUCAAAACAAUUACGAGAGACGAUGUAUUGAAUUUCGCUAAGUUAACUGGCGACUACAACCCGAUACAUACUGAAUCUUCAAACAAUCUUGUUCACGGUGCUCUGCUCAAUGGUUUGGUCUCAGGUGUACUUGGUACGAAGGUACCAGGUCCGGGGACCAUAGUAGUUGAACAAAAUUUGAAGUUUCCAGCACCAUGUUAUGCUGGGGACACGAUAGAAAUAAAAGUGCAAAUUGUUUCCGAGAGGAAGAUCAUGAAAUUUGUUUGCCUUUCGUCUGCAUUAGCAGAUAGUCAAAUGAAAGUGGAAGCUAUAAAUAGCACCGUUAAAAUUUCGAUUACUGAGCCUCCAGUCGGUUGCGCCUGUGGGAUUUUUUUAAGUGGACAGUUUAAGAAGGGCAGCAAAGAAGCGCCUAAAGGCAAUCCCGCUCUUAUUAAUGAUCUGCCUGACGAACUUCCGUGCACCCCAGCCGGAAACAGACUUUGUAUAAACAAAUGUUUGGAACCUAUUAUUAAACAUUUACCAAACAGUCCUAAAAUAAUAUGUAGCUCAAUAGAACAUGAUUGUCAUAAACAAAGGGCUUACUUAUUUAUUAAAAACUGUAAAAGCGGGUGGAUUAACACGAAUCUUUCUGCUGGAAGGGAAUACUGUUGUAAAAACGGUACACCAUACAAAUGUCCAGCUUAUUAAAAAUGACGUCCAUCGUUAUUUGUAAUUUUAUACUUUUUUAACGUAAUAAACGAGCCGUUGCCUCUGUCA
Ceratina calcarata is the source of this 1568-nucleotide messenger RNA. RefSeq lists its product as uncharacterized. The transcript has 7 exons. The record is from RefSeq and is a predicted model, not a curated record. NCBI's taxonomy places the organism in Eukaryota, Metazoa, Arthropoda, Insecta, Hymenoptera, Apidae. Bases 300 to 1499 code for a protein of 399 amino acids.